AUUGCAACAGGCUUAUGUGGAGGAAGCGUUGUACUGGAAAUCUAAAGCUAGAAUCAAAUGGCUUCAAGCAGGUGAUAGAAACACCAAAUUUUUCCAAGCAUGUGUUAAGCAAAGAAGGGGGAUUAAUGCAGUUGAUAAUCUCCUGAACAACAGAGGGGUGAAGUGUAAAAGCAAAAGUGAAACUGUUGAGGUCAUAUCAGAUUAUUUCCAGAAAAUGUUUCAAUCAGAGAACCCUGUUUUUGUGGAAGAUGUGCUCAGUGGUAUUCAUGUUUCCAUUACUGCUGCUAUGAAUCUCAAACUCACUAGAACUGUGGAUGAGCAGGAAAUCAAAGCUGCUCU
Messenger RNA from Striga hermonthica, 339 nucleotides. Lineage: Eukaryota; Viridiplantae; Streptophyta; Magnoliopsida; Lamiales; Orobanchaceae. The record is from the annotation of a GenBank genome assembly.